UCCGCCGUGCUGUAUGCUGCCCGCGCGUAGUGAUCUGCUGCUGCCGCGACAGAGCUCAAGUUCAGUGAGUGUCACCUGACUGGUACACCUUACCAUCUCAUGGAACCAUCAGUUGAAUGGCGGGUGGGCAGUGGAACUACCGCGUUUAACCGUACGUGAAAUCGUGUACUUGACCAAGUGUGUAAAAUGGUGAAUGUAUCAGUGAUUUGUUGGAUUGAAAACUUCUACAAUAAGAAUUGCUAUAAUUAUUUAGUUUAAAAUGGAAUAUACUAGGAAGGAGCUAACCGACAUCCCAGGUCAUGUGACGUCGCAGAGGUCAAGACAGGCUACGAUACUUGGAUACACGCAUUUCCAGGAUAUUGGAAUAUACACAACUAUCAGCUUCUCCACGUGCCUACCUUCGAAACGAACAACUGAUUUGCCUGUGAGAUACAAAACGCCCGAGAAACCUGAUCGGCCUCGUAGACGUGCUCGAGUAGCCGUAUUGGCAAGGAUGUUAGCACUCCUCUCCUGAAGUCGCCAUAAUGAGCCGCGACGAUGUUAACAUCCGCCAACACCGAAGCCGACUCCUGCAGCUGGCAGAGUCCACUUCAUCCAACAGCAGCGUGAAGCGGCGCGGCUUCAGCAAUGCCCAGCUGCUGCGAAGCAAUGGUGGAAGGAAGUUGCUGCAGGAAUUGGUGCGUAGUGACCCCAGCUACACACCCAACAUCGAGCACCUCGUGUUCCCCGACAGGCGCAACAGUGCCGUCACGUCGCCCAUUACAGCCACUGCUCCUCAGAAAACAAGUUCCAACUCCAAGCCAACUCGGUCCAGAUUGGCGGAAGUUUUCGCCCUCAGCAGGUACUCCCACCACUCACACCAGGCAGGCAGCGUCGACUCCAAAACCCCUAAGUCAUCGGCGUCCACCAAAGCCAGCAAAUCUACUAGGAAGUCAUUAGGAAGUAUCUUGAUGUCUUCUAAGGAUGGUGUUGGUGGCGGUCGUGGAGUAGGCGGAGGUCAUCAGCCUACUGGCGGCACGGGCCGGGGCGAGGGGCCUCGGCGGUGGGCGAGCGAAGAACCGGUCCUGCAGCAGUCUGAGACGCGCACAAGUCCGAGCCUCGACAGCGGCAAAGCGUGGCGUUCCACCGACCAGCAACAGCAACACAGAAGCGAUCUCUCAUCGGCACAGCCGCAGCAGGACGCAGCGGACAUGGCUACCACAAGGGGCCCCAAUGUGUCCAUCCUGCACCUGCGCAGCACAUCGGAGCCUUGGGAGACAUUGACCACCACGUCCUCCUACACUUCGCGGCCCUCGUCCCGAAGCAGCGUCGUGGGCCAUAUAAGCUCCAUCCCCACGCUACAGGUCAAAUAUGCGGGCAACAACGGCACGUCGCAGACACGCAGCGCCAACUACGCGUCGUUACCGCCAUCUCGUCGUCGUGACGCCGGUCCCACCGCGCUCUUCAUUGCGAGUAGCUUAUCGUCGGUUGACCGCGGUACCAACAAUGGUAGCUGUAGCCGCGAGCUAUCGCCGGUUCGAUGGUGCGACCGCGAAGUGGAUGGAGUCUACCUCGGUCGCUCGGGCUGGGUACAGGUCCAGCAACGCUCGCUGGACGAGAACCGUCGAGCGAAUUACGGGAUUUUACCUCCAGCCCCCACCACGGUGCCUCUUGAAUCUGUAGGGGGUACGCUGCCCUCGCGACGUCCUGGCAUCAAGCUCGCAGACUACCACUGCAGCAACAGUGAGCCAGGAAAAUUCCCAGAACCCCUCAAGUUGGAGGAACAACAGCGACCUGCUUUUUUACCGCUCCCAAUUGGAAUCACCAAAGGACGCGAGUUUGAGCACCGCAUUACUAGCCGCAGUACAUCGCCGUCCCCUCAAGAUCAUAGCCUACCGGGUGAUCCAAUGUCGCCACCAUCAGUAACUCCUAUCAUAUCUCCCCCGCCGGCAUUCCAGGACCCAAGUCGUAGAUAUCAAACAGCACCUCGUCUUCGAGUCAGUAGCGGUAAACCUCCCUUCUUACCCCGCUCAAAUGCCAUAGUGGACAGCGACAUUGUAAGCCCGCCGCCGUCGCCACCCCCACCGAUAAACUGGAGCACGCUUCCGUCUCCACGCACAGCAGCACCUCCCGGUUCUCUGAGAGCGCGUCGGCUCACACCGUCUCCAGUCGGCACACCUCAAAGUCAGACGCUGCGAAUCCCGCAAACGAAGUCCUUAGAAGAUACGACAGGAAGCGGAACUCGCAGGUCGCAGUUCCAAAAGUAUGACUCAUCGUCUUCUUCGUCCUCUUCCUUUGGGUUCCGAAGUCUGGACAGCAACAUCAACGCGCGCGCUGCCAUGCCUCGGCUGUCUGAGACUGAUUCCUCUGUUGGCGGAUAUGAGGACGGUGAUGAAGAGGAAAACCGGGAAUCCUCCUUGAAUCUCAGUGCGUUCUCAUCUAUUACUGUAAUUAACGCUUCGCCUGAUACUUCUGCAGCCGUCUCUGGACUCCAACCAAAAGAGCGGGCUCUUGUCAAUGGAGAAAAAGUGUCGCCAUCAUCUCUACGUCAUAAGGACAGCAUCCGGCUACAUCACCAAAAUCAGAGAUCGGACCACCGCACACAUCCGCUAAGGAGGUCGCCGGGUUCGGAAGGGAGUAACAAGAAACUUGUUUCGAACAAUUCCUCUUCGUCUUCUUCAUCUUCCUCAAGUAGCUGCACGGGACGGACGGGAUCGUCGCAGGCUUUCAGGCGGUCGGCGAGCCACUCCACUGCGAAGCAGCAGCAGCAGCAGCAAGUGCAGCAGUCUCUGCUUCGUAUGCCGGAACCUGCUCCUCACGGCUAUCAUACGUGGGACGGCCGGAACCGGGUACGUCGGUCCCGAAGUUUGCAGUUGCCGGAAACUAAGUCUCCCGGAGCGCUAUCGCCUGGCAGCCACAGCCACACAGACGGCCAGUACCUGCAGGUGAAACAACACCCGCACCACUACUUCCAACAGCAACAGCAACAGCCCCCGGAGCCCCAUCGUGUGGUCGUUAAGAUCGGUGCUGAGCCGGCCGAACGACCAAGACGCCCCCUCAUACACAACAGAAAGGCGCAGUCGGAAGAGAGCCGAUACGACGAUGGAGUGCGCUGGGAGGACGAGGCUCGAGCCGUCACGGACUACUUGCACGGGACGCGGAGUCGCGCAGCCGCCCGGGCACUCCUACAGGCGCGAUACCACGCCGAACACGAGACGGAGCGCCGCGUCAACAAAGAACCGGAGCCAGGAUUUAACAUCUUCUUCGUGUCUCGAAACAAGGGCAAGCAGCAGCAAUCACAACAGCGACAGAGAGUCCUACAGCGUGGAAUCACUACACCCACCACGUCUUCAGGUCACGUCUUCUGUCCGGAUCUCAACCCAUGCACUCCGGAUACAUGCGACUUCUGGCCUCAUUGUGCUAAUCGCGACUGUCUGUACCCUCCCUCUAGCCAUAGCAAAUCCUCGACACCUUCUCCAUCCUCUGGAGCCAAACUACCCACAGCGCCAUCUGCUGCCAGUAACAUGCGGCUAUCGCAUAGCUACCCUACUACCGCGCCGACUCAGAAUCAACGCGGUAGGAACGAAUCCAGGCGAAACUACGACAAUGACGAAAAAAGUAAGCGAGGUGAUGGGUCCCGUGGGAGUGGACAAUCCACGAGAUCAUCUCCCGCAUCAUUAGAUCGAGUGGAUGAAUAUGAUCUCACUAUGCCCAGGAAAAAUCAAAGUGGCCUCAACGGUAUCAGCAGUUCUUCCGAUAGGAAACCGAUUCCCCCAGACGUGGAGGACAAGAAACCGAAGAGGAGGAACAGUGGGCAACCGUGUCAGUAUUCACAUAUACCUAGACGUCCUGCAAAUUUCGGUACAAAUUCUGAAAGAAUUAAAGCCGGUUUAGAUACCUCAUCAUGUGUUAACUCCUCCAUAGACAGGGACGCCGGCCAGUAUAGGAGGGAUACGGGUUUUGGCAUGGGAAUUGGUUUAUGUCACCGUCAGUCAAGUGGAAGUUCAAUUGUUGUGUCUCCUUUGAUGGAUCUGGCAGAAGACGGUUUUGAGCGACCGUUAUGUGUUCCAAAGGAACGUAAAGUGUCUCCGAUUGUGGCUAGUGUUGUGAAUAGUAGGUCACCUUCCGCUGUUGGAGGCACCUCCUCGUCAUCUUCAUCAUCCAGUGACGUAUGGGUGACGACGUCUGACAGGACCGUCACGAAGAGUCCCAGAACACAGAAAAGUUCCGGAACUUCUACGCCUUUAGAAGACGCCUCAUCGACAAUAAUGUUGAUGACUAAGUCACCAAUUCGUGACCGUAAGAAGUCGACGCUGGAACCUCGACCUGGAAGCGCUCCAGCAGAGGUGGAAGAAGCCCGGAACAAAAUGAUGCUGGACUCCCAGCAAAGAUCCCUGUCGCUGCCCAAGUCGUUCCUCUCAGAACGUGGAGUAAUCAAGACACCGAAACAAAGUGGCCUGUUCCCCUGGAAGCGGCAAGGAACUGCGGGGAGUUCCUGUUCGACCCCAAGUCCAGGGUUAAGGCCCCCCACGCCAGAGACUUCCCGUACCGCUCCUGCCACGCCUGUGAGGGAACCGUCGUCAAGUGGACAGGACACAAGCCAAUACCGACGGUCUCCAGGACUUUCCAAGUCAGUCCGGCACACCAAGGUUUCCAGCACACCUCUUGAUGACCAAAUCACCAGCAAAUCUGACUGGGACAUUAGAAGGCCACAGUCACAAGCUUGCUCUGAGAAGGAACCAACAGGAUCAUCAAGUUACUUGUCAUCACAAGCAGCACUGCCCCUUCUCACUCAUCCUAGGCUUACUGAUAACAAGGACUUUUCACAGUCACAGCGCAAUAUCUCAGGGAAUGCAUCAGAAAGUAUUCUUCAGAAGUUCCGGAAGAGUUUUGCUCUCAAAUUCCACAAAAAAGGAGGAAGCAAAGAGGGAAGUGAGGGUGGAGAAGAUGUGAUGGAAGAACAACCUCUUGGUGAAGAUGAGAAUGCACAGCUUCAGAGCACUGAGACACCACCUCCUCCUCUACCUCCACCACUACCCCCGCCUGGCAAGGAAGAUGCAGCCUCAGACUCCAAGUUUAAGUUUGGCCCUCUGGUUUGGAGAUCCAGCAAAGAGCAUAAGAAGGGGAAGAAGGCUGCAAGAAAUGCAAAAUGUAAUAGUGGUGAUAGUGGCAUACAAAUAGAGAUGGCCUCAGGAUCAACUAAUAUAGCGGGUGGUGACAGUUCUGAAUCUCAUGACACAGAUCACCAAGUGGAUGAUGAGCCAUUGGAUGAAAUGGAUAGCCCUCCUGCUGUGAGGAGGAGAGUCACAACAGACAAAACGUCACGGCCACAGUCGGAGGUCGUCAACCAGCUAUUAAUUGAGAAGUUAAAG
Molecule: messenger RNA, 5351 nt
Organism: Cryptotermes secundus
Lineage: Eukaryota; Metazoa; Arthropoda; Insecta; Blattodea; Kalotermitidae
Biological process (GO): intracellular signal transduction
Cellular component (GO): cytoplasm
Molecular function (GO): guanyl-nucleotide exchange factor activity; protein binding
Source: RefSeq, a predicted model, not a curated record